Messenger RNA from Dichomitus squalens LYAD-421 SS1, 828 nucleotides. Its product is annotated as Aldo/keto reductase. Lineage: Eukaryota; Fungi; Basidiomycota; Agaricomycetes; Polyporales; Polyporaceae. The record is from RefSeq and is a predicted model, not a curated record. The coding region runs from base 1 to 828 and encodes 275 amino acids. Gene Ontology annotation, cellular component: cytoplasm. The transcript has 10 exons.
AUGUCCGUCAAGACUGUCAAGCUCGGCGGGACUGCCUCCAACAUAACGGUCGGGAAGGUCGCCUACGGCCUUAUGACAUUGACCCGCGACCCGAAUAUCUCUACUGAUGAAGAGGCCGCGUUCGUCGCUAUCAAGCCGGCCGUCGAUUUAAUGCCACCUGGGGCCGAGAACCUGCGCCGCAGCGUGGACGCCUGCCUGGCCGCCCUCCGCGGGACUAAGAAGAUCGACCUCUUCGAAACGGCUCGCGUCGACCCGAAUGAGGAGGGCAAGUUCGAUCACAUUGGCAUGUCCGAGUGUCGUGCGGAGACCUUGCGCAAGGCGCACGCUAUUCACCCGAUCACCGCAGUUGAGAUCGAGGUCAGUCUAUGGUCUUAUGAAGAGGAGGCGCGCAAGGUCAUUGCGACUGCUGAAGAGCUCGGGGUCAUUGUGAUCGCUUACUCGCCCCUGAGCAGGGGAUUGCUGACCGGACUCAUCACUAGCAAGGCCGAACUCCCGGAGGUUGACUACUGUCGCAGGUUCGAUCGGUUCCAGGAUGAGAACCUGAAGCACAACCUCGCUAUUCUUGAGGAGAUCAAGGUCAUCGCCGCUCGAAAACAAGUCACCCUCCCCCAACUUGCCAUUGCUUGGGUCGCAUCGCGCGGGCCACACGUCAUCCCUCUCCCAGGAUCUACCAAUGCAAAGAGAGUUGUAGAGAACAUCCGUAGCGGAGAGAUCGAGCUGACGCAAGAGGAGUUGGACCAAAUCGCGGAUGUCCUCUCCAGGCAUGAGGUCAAGGGUGAGCGCUACAUAGGCGGGCCAAUCGCACAAGCCUUGCAUUUGUGGGGAUGA